Messenger RNA from Fulvia fulva, 474 nucleotides. RefSeq lists its product as uncharacterized. The coding region runs from base 1 to 474 and encodes 157 amino acids. The transcript has a single exon. Gene Ontology annotation, cellular component: membrane. Lineage: Eukaryota; Fungi; Ascomycota; Dothideomycetes; Mycosphaerellales; Mycosphaerellaceae. The record is from RefSeq and is a predicted model, not a curated record.
AUGGCAACGGUCUCUUUCUCGAUCCCGAUCCUCUCCAUCCCACUUUACUACCUCCUCGCGAUACUCCCUCAUGGAUAUGCGAUCAGCAAAGCCAGCCAAGGCGACCUCAAGAAACAUGACAAUCGCAACCCCAGAGGCAGCACCCAGCUCGAGAACAUCAAGAAACGCCUGACGCCAAAAGAGUUCGCAGCGUUCGAGCGCGGAGAGUCAUGCCACAGAAACCACCUAGAGAACAUGCCUCUGUAUGUUGCGACACUGUUCGCCGGCAUGCUGGCUGAGAAUCGUGUUGGUGAAGGAGAGCUGGGGCUGAUCAACUUCGUGGUCGGAUGGAUGGUGAUCAGGACGUUGUAUACCGUGAACUAUUUGGCGACGGAGCAGAGCCAGGGCUGGACGCAGGUGAGGAGUUUGCUGUACUUCCUCGGCACGGGCUGGUCAUUCUUGAUUCUGGGACGGGCAGCAUUUGCGUUGGCGUGA